Necator americanus (New World hookworm) is the source of this 627-nucleotide messenger RNA. RefSeq lists its product as uncharacterized. The record is from RefSeq and is a predicted model, not a curated record. The transcript has 6 exons. NCBI's taxonomy places the organism in Eukaryota, Metazoa, Nematoda, Chromadorea, Rhabditida, Ancylostomatidae. Bases 1 to 627 code for a protein of 208 amino acids.
AUGGUACUAAUUUAUCGAGGGGAUGAAAAGAAUGAUUGCAUCGCCGCUCGCUCCAUCUCGCAACGCCGGCUGUCCCACGUACGAUGUUAUUUCCGCCUCCAAUACAGUCCUUUCUUGAAAGCUUUUAUAGGUAUGAGAUGGACUAGGUCACACGAUCGCGCGAUGGUCGUGUUUAUAUUCUGCUCGUGUUGUAUGUCGCUUAACGUGUUGUUCUCAAAAAUUCGACGCAUCCUUGAGAUUAAAGAAUUGGAGCGGACGUCCGAACGGGAAGCAGAGAUCGUAUCGCUCAUCUACUACAACUCCAGCGUCGCAGGAGGUGCUCCGUCACUUUAUUUGCUGAUUCAAUCAGAAGAUGGUGUAUUCCCUGAUGGUGCUCUAUGUGAAAGUCGAAAUGGAGGUGCUUCGUCGCUUUAUUUGCUGAUUCAAUCAGAAGAUGGUGUAUUCCCUGAUGGUGCUCUAUGUGAAAGUCGAAAUGGGUCGUCACACAAUAAAAAUAAUCUCAGGACAGUAGCGCUCGGCUCGUCGAAUGUUCUCAUCGGGAUUUGUGAAACUGCCGCUGAACCUUUUGAGAUCUCUGUGCGCUUAGAUGACUUUAAUGUAGCCGUAAGUUCCGGUAAUUCAUUUUAG